AUGCAGCAGGGGCCACAUGCAGACUGGGCCCAGCUGCCCUUUGGAGUGCUGGACACUGUGAAGGAAGUGCUGGAAGGCAGCAAAGGGCAGAGCACCUCGCUGACAGCGCGUACAAGGCUUGUGAAUCGGCACUGGAGCCGAUGGGCGACCCAGACACUUGCCGUUCUGUGCCCCUCAGCAGAAAUGGGUGUGCUGGGCACUUUCACAGGAGUGCGGAAGCUGUCUUUGGAGAACUACAAAGAUCGCAUUCGAGAAGGAUCGUUGUCGGGUUUGAGCGACCUGCCAUGUCUGGUGGAGUUGGAUCUGUCAUACAGCAGAGUAAUGGAUGCCAAUUUGCGAGAUGUUGGUGAGCUGGACUCGCUCAAGAAUCUGUGCUUGGCUGGAUGCCGGUUGAUAACAAAUGCAGGCCUGGCACACGUGGGAAAGCUGUCAGCCCUUGUGUGCCUAAAUCUGGCAAUGUGCCACAGGAUUACCGAUGCUGGGUUGGUUCAUGUGGGAAAGUUGACAGCGCUAGAAACUAUUAGCUUGGCUGGUUGUGACCUGUCCUCUGAUGUUGGCCUGGGUCAUUUCCACAGUCUAACACGCCUCACUAGCUUGACUAUGAGUGGGUGUGGUGUAAGUGAUGGUGGCCUUGAGCACGUGGGGCAGUUUCUUGCACUCAAUGUUCUCGAUUUGGCUUCUUGUGAUUUGAUAACAGAUGCUGGCAUUCAGCAUUUGGCAAGAUUGGAACGAUUGGUGACUCUCAAUUUGGGUCUCCGUGGUCAGGUCACAGACAGAGGCUUAAAGUGCCUGGUUGGUUUGGUGGAGCUAGCCAGUGUAACUCUGAACCGUGGAGCUACUGACAAGAGCUUGGAAACUCUGGCGUCACUAACGUCGAUCACCAAGCUGAAUUUGGCAGAUUGUAUAAGGAUCACAGAUAUGGGCUUGAGGCACAUGACAACAAACAAGCUACUUGUAAACGUCGACCUGGGUCAAUGUAGGAUCACUGACAAGGUGCUCCAAGACUUGGAAAUGGCAACGAACCUCACAAGCCUUCGAUUUACAGCCCACAAAAUAUCAGAAAAGGGUUGGGAACACAUUGGCAUGAUGGAGAAACUAAAAGCUCUGGAAGUUGGAUAUUAUCAAGGUUGCACAGAUGAUGGCCUGAAGCGUGUGCAGAAGUGGUCAUCACUCAUGGACCUGCGCCUCAGUUGUUGUUUAAAUCUGACAGAUGAGGGCAUCAAGCAUGUGGCAAGGUCUGCAAUGCUCACCCGCCUAGAGCUGUUUGGUUGUGAGAUGAUCACUGAUGAGGCGCUGAAGAGCAUUGGAAAGCAAGUGUCCCUCAAGUCUCUGUUGUUAUCUUUCUGUGCACAGGUCACAGAUGUGGGCUUGGAAGGCCUUGAGAGGUUGCCUUCCCUUGUGGAUUUGAAACUGAGGGGUCACCGGCUGACCAUGAAAAGGGCAGCGUCUGUGGGGAAGCUGAGUACACUCACCCACUUGGAAGUGUCGAGCUCGCAAGGCCCGCUCACAGAUGAAGUAUUGAAGAAUAUAGGCAACCUGGUGGGGCUGGAGAGUUUGCGCUUGAGCGGGUGCCAGCAAUUGACAAAUGAUGGCCUCAGAGCUUUGGAGGGGCUGACGGCCCUCAAGGAAUUGCACCUGUGUUCUUGUGAUCAGGUGACAAACGCGGGCUUGAUGCAGGUUGGAAAAUUGGCUAGACUGAAGAAAUUGGUGAUAUGUUGUCCACACUUGAGCGACGAGGGCCUUAUUCAUUUAGAGUCACUGUGGGCUCUGUCCGAACUGGAAGUUGCCAGUUGCUGCCUCGUUACGAAUCAGGGCCUGGGACGUUUCAGGGAUGCGGGUGUGAAAUGGCGCACGCAUUGUUGA
Messenger RNA from Ostreobium quekettii, 1863 nucleotides. Lineage: Eukaryota; Viridiplantae; Chlorophyta; Ulvophyceae; Bryopsidales; Ostreobiaceae. The record is from the annotation of a GenBank genome assembly.